UUAUUUUCCUUAUAAGUUUCCUAGAAAAGAAAGUGCUAGACAUGGAAGACAAACACAUAGUUCAAUUACGGUCAAUGAAGGAAGAGAAAGAUCAGCUUCAAGUAUUGGUAUCUAAGCAAAAUUCCAUCAUUGAUGAACUGAAAAAACAAUUAGUGACUGCCACAGUAAAUAAUUCAGUUCUUCAAAAGCAGCAACAUGAUCUGAUGGAGACAGUUCAUAAUUUAUUGACUAUGAUAUCAACAAAUGCUAAGAAUCCCUCUGUUGCUGAAGUAGAACAAACCGUUUUCAGAGAUUGUGCUGAAGUAUUCAAAUCAGGAGUCACUGCUAAUGGUGUCUACAUGCUAACAUUCCCUAAUUCUACGGAAGAGAUAAAGGCUUACUGUGAUAUGGAGACAGGUGGAGGUGGGUGGACAAUUAUUCAGCGACGUGAAGAUGGCAGUGUUGAUUUUCAGAGGACUUGGAAAGAAUAUAAAGUGGGAUUUGGUAACCCUUCAGGAGAAUACUGGCUGGGAAAUGAGUUUGUUUCACAACUGACUAAUCAGAAACGCUAUGUGCUUAAAAUAUACCUGCAAGACUGGGAAGGAAAUGAAGCUUACUCAUUGUAUGAACAUUUCUAUCUCUCAAGUGAAGAACUCAAUUAUAGGAUUCACCUUAAAGGACUUACAGGGACAGCCGGCAAAAUAAGCAGCAUAAGCCAACCAGGAAAUGAUUUUAGCACAAAGGAUGCAGACAACGACAAAUGUAUUUGCAAAUGUUCACAAAUGCUAACAGGAGGCUGGUGGUUUGAUGCAUGUGGUCCUUCCAACCUGAAUGGAAUGUACUAUCCACAAAGGCAGAACACAAAUAAAUUCAAUGGUAUUAAGUGGUACUACUGGAAAGGGUCAGGAUACUCGCUCAAGGCCACAACCAUGAUGAUCAGACCAGCAGAUUUCUAAAUGCCUGUGUACAUCUGAUGAGGAGUAUAUUGUACUAUUUUCAAAGACUUAGUCCCAAAGCAUGGAAAGACACUGCUGCACAUUGUCUCUUCUUCCACACUGGACUGCUGCUUUUGGGUACUGAUGGGAUCCAUGUGCUCCAGAUUAGAGCCCAUAAACUUCAUCACUUAAGCCUGCAUCACUUAAUGAACCUAAGCAAAACCCAAAACAAGCAAUGUGGGGUUGUGAUCUGGCAGACACUUACGUGAAGAUGAAUUCAAAGUUGAGAAUUAGACUGACAAUUUACAAACCUUGCUGUCACAACCAAGAAUGCUAUGUGCGAGUUUAUCACUAAAUAACUGGAAAACAGAACACUUAUGUUAUAUAGUACAGAUAAUCUUGGAACUGCAUUCUUCUAGGCACUGUUUAUAGAGUGUGUAAAUAUCCAUAUGUGCUGAAUUCAGAAUCACUAUCACUAUUAAAAAGAAGAAAAAAUCUUUAAGUCAUAAAAAUAUAUCACACAUUCAGGGAUUUUUCUGAGAAGUGAUUACUAGCAGUUUAAUAUUUGGAAAAAGAUAGCACAUCCUCCUCCUCCUAGGUGCCUUAAAUUUUAAUUUGAAGACAGCAUAUUCACAUAUAUGUUGACAGCUUAAGUUAAUGCUUAGAUACACAGUUCAAGUUCAUAUGGUGAAAACUUCCAGGAUCUCUGAAAUUAUCAAUAGAAAUGUGUGUUAUUUCCCUUUAUAUGAAGAUUGUACUAUAUUUUUCUGCCUGGCUGUUAAAUAUGAAGGUAUUUUUAGUAAUUAAAUAUAACUUAUUAGGUAAGAUGCUACAUUUGAAUUUUAUGAUAAUAUUUACAAUUUUGCUAUUUGAUUCUGAAACUGAUUGUGUCUCAAAACAAGGUUGAUUUUUAAUGAUUAAGAAAAUUAUACAUUUAAUUCCAUCAGAAAGAGAACUUAUUAUUUUGUCUCUAUUCUAAUACAGAAGUCUAAUUUCCCUUCUAGUUGAGUAUUUUAGAGGACCAGAUGACAAUUCAAUUUGUAGUUUGGAAAGAAACCUUCAUUUUAAGUCAUCUACAAAGCUAUAUUUCUCACAACUCACACUCUAAAUUUAUUUUAGGAAAAUAAAAUUGUAGUAGUUAAAUUUUUUUAUGUCCAUCAGCAACUUUCAAGAAACCUGAAGUGCAAAAAUCAUCUAAUGUACAGAGACUAUAUUUAAAUGUUUAUAGAACAUUUUAAGGGCUGGCUCUCUGGCCUACUGGCUAAGGCAGUCAAAUCCCACAUGGUCAAGCCCCUGUUCAAGUCUCAGACCUGGCAGCUUGAGAAACAUGCUGAGUGUGUGUGUGUACAUGCAUGAAUAAAAUCCUGAAGGGAGAGAGAGAUGAACUGGAAGGGAUCCUGGCAAGAUCAUUCCCAUGCAGAGACUUCCUCCCCUUUCCUCUUUCUCUGUCUCUGGCUAGCAACAUGCCCUCUGGCAAAAAUUAAAAAAAAAAAAUAGAAAGAAAAAAAUUUGAGAACACAGCUUUGCUCUCUGGGUUAUAAAACUUUAAACUCCUAGAAUUUUAACUCAUUUUGAAGGUCUCAAUGUAUAAUUAAUACUAAUGAGCAUUUGUACAAUGCUUUAUAAUUUUGAAGAAAUUCCUCAUAUAUUCCUUUUUGGGUCAUUCACUUAUAAAUUUAGAGUUCAGUUUGCAACCAGCAUUUACUAUAUGUCUGUCUUUAUCUUACACUAUUAAUGCUACUACCUUUUCCUUACUGUAUUUUUCUUAUCUAAUUUAUUUUACCCCUCUUUCCUCUACCUUAGUUUAAGAACACUUAUGUGUGGCUACACAUUCUGAGUCAAUUUAUAGACUCGGGAAAAAUCAAGGCAUUCUAUUUUUAUUUCCACCAUGCUUCACUUUUCCAACAACUGUUUUACUCAGUAAAGAAUCUCCCUACUUAGAAUUAUUUUUAUUAUUACAUUUAAGAAGGUUUUAUAAAUUCUACAAAUCCAGUAGUUUUGUGCCAGGUUUAAAAACAUUUUAGGGACCAGCAGUUAGCA
Messenger RNA from Tupaia belangeri chinensis (Chinese tree shrew), 2954 nucleotides. RefSeq names its product angiopoietin-2. The record is from RefSeq and is a predicted model, not a curated record. Bases 42 to 935 code for a protein of 297 amino acids. Gene Ontology annotation, biological process: blood coagulation. The transcript is spliced from 6 exons. NCBI's taxonomy places the organism in Eukaryota, Metazoa, Chordata, Mammalia, Scandentia, Tupaiidae.